AUGACGUACCAAUUAAAAAAAGAAUAUUUAACGAAUUGGGAUGCACCAAAGUCAAAUGAAAAAUCGAUAUUUAGUGAUGACCAAGAUACUUAUAUAUCAGAAAAGUCUUCUAUUAUAUCAUUGCGUGAAAAUAAUCAACCAUCUAUUCCAAAUAAUAAAGAAUUAUUAACACCACCCGUAUUGCGUACCGGUUUACCAAAAAAGAAACCUCAUACUCUUCGAUAUCCUUAUAAUGAUUUACCAAAAAAUGGUAUACCACUUGCUACUCAAUAUAAUAAUGCACAAAAGGAAGAAAAAAAAAGAAAAAAAGCUGUUCGUAAAGCACCACCAGGUCAAGGAAAUCUGGUUCCAUUACCUGAAAACAAUCCAUCUGCAAUGAAUGAUAACUACUAUCCUUAUUGGCAUUAUUACAAACUGAAAAAUCCUGAUUGGAGUAUGCGUCAUCGUCAAACUACUGAUGGUCAACUAAUACCUUAUGAUCCAGUUGAUCCUUCAAAAUAUGUUCAUGAAUCUGCAUUAACAAAGUCACCAACAACACCACACCGACAUCAUCGAAAGUCUCAUCAUAAUAACCACGAUACAUCUAUUGCAAAAUAUAAUUCAGAUAAACAUCGUUAUGAAACGGUUCAGAAAGUAUCACAAUCAUCACCUCCAAUAUCAUAUAAAAAUUAUAGAGAACAAAGAUCACCACCAAAACAAAAUACAUCUUUGGAAGAUGCUAAUAAUAUCGAACGUUUGGAUCGACCAAUUAGACAAAGAAGUUCACAACACCGUCACAAACCUACGUCUGAAAAUAAUUUGAAUGAUUAUUCUGUUACAUCCAUGACAGAGAAACCAUUGCGAGAUUCAAAUAAUCUAACUGUACCUUCUGACGCUUCAGUGCAUCGAUCCAAGCAUCGUUCCAAAAAAAAGAGUAACGAUUCCACUGAUGAAAAUAAAACACAUCAUCAUUCUCAUCAUCAUCAUCAUCAUCAUCAUCGUUCUCCUGUUCUAUCUCAACAACAGCACCACCAUCAUCACCAUCAUUCUCCUACUCAAUCUCAGCAACACCAUCAUCAGCAUCAUCAUCGUCAUAAUCACCAUCAUCAUACUCAUCCUCAUUUUUCACCAUCCAAAGAAUAUGUUGAUACUGAAUUUCAAGUUAUUGAUGCUUCAUUUGCAAAAUCUGAACGAACACCUUUUUUUCAAGGAACAGAAAAUUCAUUUCAUUCACCUCCACCUUCAAUUUAUAAUCAAAGUUCUUAUCUACCACCUAUUACAAGUGAUCACCAUAAUGGAUCAAAUUCAACUGAUUAUCAUACUAUACACACGUUAAGUAAUGCAAUCACUGCUGGUAUUGCAUUGGUUGUUGAAAUCGCAUUUCUUACAAUACGGUGGAUUGUAUAUUUAUGUGUUAAAAAGAACGAAGAGAAGCUUAAAGAUUACCUCGCCACUGGCUGUGCUAUUGACACAAAAGAAUAUGUAAAGUGUUUGAUUCAAGCUGGAAUUGCAAAUGGGGUUUCAUUUGGAAUGUCAAUAGCUGGUGGAGUAGUCGGAACAUUUAUUCCUUUACCAGGUGCUACAGUUGGAUUUUCAAUUCUUUUUGGUUUUAUAAGUUAUGUAAUUGCUCGGUGGGGUUCUGGUGCAUUAAUCAAUAUAUUUCAAAAACUGAUCGACGAGAAAAUGAAUGAAUGA
This is a messenger RNA of Rotaria sp. Silwood1, 1674 nucleotides long. Lineage: Eukaryota; Metazoa; Rotifera; Eurotatoria; Philodinida; Philodinidae. The record is from the annotation of a GenBank genome assembly.